ACUGUAAAGAGAAAGAUUAAUUAUGCUUUGAUUUCGACAAAAAUUAUUUACACAAGUGAUAGGGUAUGUUUAAAGAAAGUGCUCAAGAUAACCUUCGUCCCGCCUGAGAGAAAUAAAACCAUUGAGAUAGAUCAAUUCUCUGCAAAGAAUGGGCAGAUAACGCAUCGUUUAAAGAAUUGGCUAUACACCCACAGAUCUCAGCGAGAAAGCAAAUUACAUCAACCGAUUGUAAAUCGAAUGCGGCUUACAUCCAUGGACAGGAGUGGCUUUUGGUGCUGAAAGAUUCAGGAGGCUUCCACGACAAAAUCGUCGACUGAGACAAAUUUUCUUGGCUUUGUUAACAAUGGCGAGUGAGGGGCAAACAAUUCUUUCCCGAGAACUUCAGCAAAGAUCACUUGGUUUGGUUGUCUUCGAAAGUGCUCUUAUGAUGUUUAUCAAUAUUCUGGCCUUCAUAGGUAACAUGCUAGUCUGCUGGGCUGUGUACCGUAACCAACGACUUCGCACCAUACCAAACAUCUAUGUCGUUACUCUGGCCAUAUCUGAUGCUCUCAUGGCAGUACUCUGUAUGCCAAUGUCCGCGGUUCUUCUUAUAACAGGAGAGUGGCCAUUCAGCAGUGCUGUUUGUCAUUUCCAAGGAUUUUUCUGUUUUUUCUGUGCGUUAUACUCUUUGCUGCUUAUGACUGCAACGGCUGUGAACCGAUAUUUUCGCGUGGUGAAACCCAAUCUUUAUCGCCAGCGUUUUAAAGUAAAAUCAACAUGUAUCUCUGUGGUUGCCAUAACACUUUUCGCAGCUUUUGGUGCAGGGCUUUCAUCGAUGGCUCAGUGGGCCACAUUUACCGUGCACUACGGUAAAGUUAUCUGUUUUAUGGACUUCGAUACACCGUACCUGGACAUGGCAUACAUGGCGUAUUUGGAUGUUAUCUACAUCUCUGUUCCCAUUGGAAUCAUCACCUUCGCAUAUUACAAGAUUUUUACAACCAUCAAACAACAUAAUCAGGAGAUGAACAAUACAAGAAAAGGGGCGACUCUUCGACUGAAUGUGGAAGAAGUAAAAAUAACAAAGGCACUUUUCGCAGCUGUGCUGGGCUUUAUCCUCUGUUGGGGACCUAUAGCUAUCAUUGACAUGGUUGAUUCUUUCUCAGCGCAUAAACUCGCUAUCCCACGGCAGGUUUUCAUGUUAUAUAUAUAUCUCGGUUUUGGCAGUUGUUUCAUUAAUCCUGUAAUAUACGGAGUCAUGAAUAGAGCGUUUCGAGCAGAAUUCCUACGGGUUUUAACUUUCUGGAAAAGAAAGAAUGAAGUGGUUCAACUUGAUGGGACCAUCACUGUUAAUGCCCUGUCUUUUUCACAGUGAAGAGAAAGCACAUGUGGCACGCCGAGCCGGGAAAAUCGAGAUUUUCCAGCGACCUUUAAAAUAAUCUUUACGGAAAUGGAAAAAAGUAAU
Pocillopora verrucosa is the source of this 1441-nucleotide messenger RNA. Its product is annotated as melatonin receptor type 1B-B-like. Gene Ontology annotation, molecular function: G protein-coupled photoreceptor activity. Gene Ontology annotation, biological process: phototransduction; G protein-coupled receptor signaling pathway; cellular response to light stimulus. Gene Ontology annotation, cellular component: plasma membrane. Lineage: Eukaryota; Metazoa; Cnidaria; Anthozoa; Scleractinia; Pocilloporidae. The record is from RefSeq and is a predicted model, not a curated record.